CUUCUCCGUCUCUCCGACCUUCCUGUUCCAACGAACGAACGAACGCACACCACCUCUUUAAAACUUUUCUCCCACAAAAUCAAAUCUCUCCAAAUGAUUCAAACCAAAUGCUGAAAGAAAAAGAAAAACACAAAGUCAAAAAUCCACACAACUUCCCACGCGCCGCCCGCCAUUGAAUCGUGAUGAGUUCGUUGAAGCAACUAACCAGGCUCGCCAACGGCCUAUCGCUCGUAGCGAAGGAGAUCUACCACCAGUCUCCCGAGCUACAGAGAGCGAGGAACGGAGAUCUCGAGGCUCUGGGGAGAAAAGCCUUGGUCGCCGCCACCGACUUGGUCGGACUCACCUCCGGGAAGCUUCGCAACCUCUCUAACCGCCGAUCCAAGGAGCCGUCCGUCGUCUACUUCGACGAAAAGGAAGACGACGGAUCGAGCAAAGCCGAUGUAGUAACCGUCACGCCUGAGGUUGUUGCGAAACCUAGCUCCGUCGAGAGUACUGUUGAUUCGAAGAUCGUGAGAAGUGAAUCUAUCGAUGAAGCUAGGGUUAUAGAUAGAGAUGGCGAGACCAAGGUUAUAGAUAGAGCUGAAGCAGCAUCAUCUCCGUUGGAGGUAGCAGCUCCGGUGAAGAGAAGGAGGCCUAGAGAACGGAAGGUUCCAUCAACUCCUAUGGCAAGAGCUUAUGGGUUUUUCAAUCUUGGAGCUGGUCUUGCUUGGGGAGCUGUUAAAGAAUCGACCUACAGGCUUGUGAACGGGACACCACCCACACAAGGGAACCAACCUGCGCUCUCGUCUCUACUUUCUGAGGAGAAUGCGGAAAGGUUGGCUCUUGGGUUGUGUGAAAUGCGCGGAGCUGCUCUUAAAGUUGGCCAAAUGUUGAGCAUACAGGACGAGAGUCUUGUUCCUGCCCCGAUCUUGAAUGCUCUGGAACUUGUGCGUCAAGGUGCAGAUGUGAUGCCAAGGAGCCAACUUAAUCCUGUUUUGGAUGCUGAGUUAGGUCCAAACUGGCAAUCUAAGUUGGCUAGUUUUGAUUACGAACCGCUAGCAGCAGCGAGUAUUGGUCAGGUGCACCGAGCUGUUACUAAAGAUGGAUUAGAAGUAGCGAUGAAGAUUCAGUACCCUGGCGUUGCCAACAGCAUUGAAAGUGAUAUCGAAAAUGUCAGACGCUUGUUAAACUAUACAAAUCUAAUUCCAAAGGGACUCUUUCUAGACAGAGCUGUAAAGGUUGCCAAAGAAGAGUUGGCACGGGAGUGUGACUACGAGAUUGAAGCAAUCAGUCAAAAGCACUUUCGUGAUUUGCUUUCGGACACUCCAGGGUUCUACGUUCCUCGUGUGGUAGAUGAGCUUUCAAGCAAAAAAGUCCUAACCACAGAACUUAUCUCUGGAGUUCCCAUUGAUAAAGUAGCCUUGUUAGAUCAAGAAACACGAGAUUAUGUCGGGAGGAAGAUGCUUGAACUCACAUUGAAGGAACUCUUUGUGUUCCGCUUCAUGCAGACAGAUCCAAACUGGGGCAACUUCUUAUACGAUGAACCCGCAAGAACAAUCAAUCUUAUCGAUUUCGGAGCAGCUCGUGAUUACCCCAAGAAGUUCGUCGAUGACUAUCUUAGAAUGGUGAUGGCUUGUGCUGAUAAAGACAGUAAAGGAGUGAUUGAAAUGUCGAGGAGACUCGGGUUCUUAACCGGAGACGAACCAGAUGUGAUGCUUGAUGCUCACGUCCAAGCUGGUUUCAUUGUUGGUCUACCUUUUGCAGAACCUGGUGGCUAUGCUUUCAGAACCAACAACAUUACUUCUAGCGUCUCGAGUUUAGGAGCAACCAUGUUGAAACAUAGGCUCACACCACCGCCUGAUGAAGCCUAUAGUCUUCACCGUAAACUAUCUGGUGCUUUCUUGGCUUGUAUUAAGCUUGGAGCCACCGUUCGUUGCCGUGAUCUCUUGCUCCAAGUAUACGAGAAGUAUCAGUUUGAUGAUGAGCCACAAGAUCCAGUGGUGGCUACGAGAUCGGUUUCUUUGUAAACCACUCGUGCACACAAACUAUGUUAGCCAUUAUUUUUCUCCCGUCUGGAAGUAGGAACACGAUUCUUGUUUUAGUACACAAUUGAGUUUAAUUUUAGAAUAAAUUGGUAAUAUUUUUCACUAAGUUGAAAUAUUACAAUACCCUGCAGAAAUCAAUCAACAAAGUUUUUUUUCGAUAAA
Messenger RNA from Raphanus sativus (radish), 2186 nucleotides. Its product is annotated as protein ABC transporter 1, mitochondrial. NCBI's taxonomy places the organism in Eukaryota, Viridiplantae, Streptophyta, Magnoliopsida, Brassicales, Brassicaceae. Gene Ontology annotation, biological process: ubiquinone biosynthetic process. The record is from RefSeq and is a predicted model, not a curated record. Gene Ontology annotation, molecular function: kinase activity. The transcript is spliced from 7 exons. The coding region runs from base 183 to 2006 and encodes 607 amino acids.